This is a messenger RNA of Ceratina calcarata, 747 nucleotides long. RefSeq lists its product as uncharacterized. The transcript is spliced from 3 exons. Bases 1 to 747 code for a protein of 248 amino acids. The record is from RefSeq and is a predicted model, not a curated record. NCBI's taxonomy places the organism in Eukaryota, Metazoa, Arthropoda, Insecta, Hymenoptera, Apidae.
AUGCAAAGUCGUAAGCAUUAUACCGACUGUGAGAAACGAUUAUUCUUGCAUAUUCUCAAAAAAUUUUCGCGAACAAUUGAAACGAAGAAAAGUGACAAUAGCACGUUACAAAGAAAAGAAGAAGCGUGGCGAUUGAUUCAUUCUGAAUAUAACUUGAGCUCAGUUAUAUCGUGCGAGAGAAGCAUUGCGCAGUUGAAAAAGUUUUGGAGUAAUUUAAAAGCGCAACAAAGGGACGUGCUGACAAAGGAACGCCAGCACGUACUGAGAACUGGAGGAGGACCACCGUUGAAUUCAACGGUGGAACCAGAUCCAGAAAUUGCAGCAUUAACACCGGAGCUUAUGUAUACAGCGCCUGUGCUGUAUACAUCAAAUAAUGUGGAGGACAGCAUUAUUAAUAAUUAUGAUAUUGAUACGGAAGAGAUGGAGGACAGGACCGAAUCAUACUAUCCAUCCAUACAAGCCAUCACGGAACCAGCCCAUGCAUCCAUACCAGCCAUCACGGAACCAGCUGUGACCGACGAAACUUUUGAAACAAUCUCGGAAUUUGAAACAGAAAAUGACACUGCUGUUGUGGAAACGGUAUGCAGAAAAGAAACCCAUAAAAAUGAACUAUAUAACUUAAAAAUAGAACGGAUGAGGCUGAAAGUACAGCAAGAGAAACUAAAGGUUUCUUAUUUGCGGCAGAAGUACGAAAAGAAAUUGAAAAUACUCGAUAAAAAACUGAAGGCCGCCGAACACACAACAUGA